AUGAGCGAUAGAACAUUGAGGUAUGGUGUUAUAUUUGAUGUUAUUUUCAAAUCAGAAGUGUUCAUGGAUUAUGAUAUUCAAAAGAUAACAGAAAAAAAAAUAAGAUUUUGCUUAAGAUAUAUUCUUUAUGGUCAUAAGUUUACCAAAUCUGAAAAGCAAUAUAUAAAUGAUUUUGCAAAUAAUUUUAUAGACAGGAGAAAUAUCAAAGAAGAUUUAGCAAUAAAUAUCCUAAAUGGAAUAAGACCAGAAAUUCCAAAUAAAUUCCCUGACAAACUUAAAAAAUUACUAAAACAAUGUUGGGAUGCUAUUCCUGACAAUAGACCUGAUGCAAAAGCUUUAUGGAUAGAAACAAAAGGAAUAUUGAGAGACUUGUAUAAUAAAGAUCAAAAUUUACAAAUAAAAGUUACUUCCAAAAUAACUAUAAAUUUUGCUAACAGUAAACUUCAUUAUUUUUCAAAUCUUCCUUCUCCAAAAAACGCUACUCAAGAACAACAAGAAGAUAUACUAUUGGAAAUCCAGUGA
Entrophospora sp. SA101 is the source of this 522-nucleotide messenger RNA. The record is from the annotation of a GenBank genome assembly. Lineage: Eukaryota; Fungi; Glomeromycota; Glomeromycetes; Entrophosporales; Entrophosporaceae.